AUGAUUUCUGUCUUUCGGCCUUUUGGCCCUUUGGUCUUUUGUUCUUUUUGUUUUUUUUUCAUUUACAAGUUUUCUCUCUUUUCUCUCUUUCCAACAUUUAUUAUAUUCACAGAUUUUCUUGACACUCGCGUUUUGUUACCUUCUGAUGCAUCCCCUUCACAAUGUCCAUCCGGAUUAGCUAAGGCCAUAUCGCCGAAAUUACUCUCUACUAUUAAACACGGUUAUGAACACAAUGAACCUCCCUCUCAUGAGCACAUCGCGAAUCAAGAACUUUCAUUUCAUAUGAGUGUCAUUGACAUGACAAUAUUAGCGUCUCCUAUGUACUCUCUUGGUCUGCAAAUAAAUCCUUUUGCUUCGGGUAGAACAACCAUUUACAAGCAAGCAACACACAACUGGGCUUUUCUCUGGGAGAUAUUGUUUGGAGAAUACUUGUUUUAUCAGAACAUUGGCCAUUUCAAAUUGUAUGAAGGAUAG
Molecule: messenger RNA, 474 nt
Organism: Phycomyces blakesleeanus NRRL 1555(-)
Lineage: Eukaryota; Fungi; Mucoromycota; Mucoromycetes; Mucorales; Phycomycetaceae
Exons: 6
Coding region: 1-474 (157 amino acids)
Source: RefSeq, a predicted model, not a curated record